GGAGCAUCCUUAGCAGAGUUAUGAGGCCAAAUAGUGAAUCCAAAACUAAAAAGGUGAAAAAGAUGCCGUGUGACGUCACACGCCUUUCCCUCUCCUCCCGAGCGCGCGCGCGCUGCGCUCUUGCUCGAUUAUUUAGUGAGCAGCGAAGAAGCAAACCCCAUGAUCAAAGUGGGCUGAUCAUUACAAUUAAAAAAAUACAUGUAUUAUUGAUUUAGUUUAUUAUCGAUUCGGCGCUCUAAUGCCGAACUGAAUUAUGAUAGGUGCGCGGAGCAGAGAAUGCCUCUGAAGACUGACACAUGCAAAUGAGCUGUUAUCGAAACAAACCAGGUGCGUCAUUUGGUUGAAAAAAAUUUAGGGAGCGGGAAAAGAACAGACGAACUAACGACUCAAGGAAAAUAGCCGCGGUGCUCGUGGUGCGCGUCAUGCGACAUGAGUAACAUCAGUGAUGGAGUUGGAGUGCUGCUGCCCAUGUGGAACUUAAGGGCGAUCGAUGGCGCGACGAAGGACUUCACCCGAUCAUCCGUGCGGUGGCCGGUUAGCAUCGGCUAGCGCGUCUGCUAUCCAAAAUCCACACUCAACAAGUCCAGUGAACUGUUCGUCAAUGUCUCGUGCAAUGUGUCUACAAAUGAUUCCACAUCUUGCUCGCCAGUGGAGGACAGCGACGGAGAUGCAAGUCCAUAUAAGGCAUUUGAGAUGUUUUUUAUAGCCCUGGUUACUGGAUCGUUGAGCCUUGUGACCGUCACGGGAAACAUUUUGGUCAUGCUGUCCAUCAAAGUCAAUCGCCACUUACAGACUGUUAAUAAUUAUUUUUUGUUCUCGUUGGCCUGUGCUGACCUGAUCAUUGGCGCGUUCAGCAUGAAUUUGUACACUGUCUAUAUCAUCGUUGGAUACUGGCCCCUCGGGCCUGUGGUUUGUGACCUAUGGCUCGCUUUAGAUUAUGUGGUGUCCAAUGCGUCAGUGAUGAACCUGUUAAUCAUUAGUUUUGAUCGCUACUUCUGUGUGACUAAGCCCCUCACAUACCCUACAAGAAGGACAACGAAGUUGGCAGGGCUGAUGAUUGCGGCAGCAUGGAUCUUAUCCUUCAUCCUUUGGGCCCCUGCAAUCUUGUUUUGGCAGUUCAUAGUUGAGCAGCGAACAGUCCCACCUGGAGAGUGUUACAUUCAGUUCCUGUCGAACCCUGCCGUUACGUUUGGCACAGCUAUAGCUGCAUUCUAUCUUCCAGUCAUUAUUAUGACAGUGCUGUACAUCCACAUCUCCCUGGCAUCCAGGAGUAGGGUUUCCAAACAUAAACUGGACAAGAAGAGCUCAAAUACUACAAAAAAGAUUAAGAGUCACAUGCUGAAGCAAAACAACAAUGAAACCAGUCCUCAGACCAGUCUCCACCUGGCUCCCAAGCUCAGUUUAGACUCGACAACCACUGCGGACGAGGCUAUGAAGAAUGGCAGGCCGGAUUCAACUAAAGCAGAUGGACCACGGGAGCCGGCUCAACCCAGUCCAGGACUCGUAACACAGGAGGAAAAGGAGAGCUCCAAUGAUUCGUCCACUGCAUUUAUACACCCAACAGAACCAAAAGCCAGCAAUAAAGUGAUACUUGAGGAUCCAAACAAUUCUAAAGCACAAGUAAGCACAACUGUCUCAAAUCCUUCUAUGUCCAAGAUGAACCCAACCUCAAGGUGGUCCAAGAUAAAGAUUGUUACCAAACAUGCUGGAGAUGAAUGUAUCACAGCUAUUGAGAUUGUCCCGCCAGUGGAGGGCGCAGAGAGCCAUUCCAUACCGAUCAGCCGUCCCAGGACAGUUGCAAGAAAAUUUGCAAGCAUCGCUCGGAGCCAAAUGAAGCGGAAAAGACAGAUGGCCGCCCGUGAAAAGAAAGUGACCAAGACAAUCUUUGCUAUCUUACUGGCUUUCAUCAUUACUUGGACGCCCUAUAACGUCAUGGUGCUGAUCUCCACCUUCUGCCAGUCGUGUGUUCCUGACACCGUGUGGGCCAUUGGCUACUGGCUGUGCUAUGUUAACUCCACUAUCAAUCCAGCUUGUUACGCCCUGUGCAACGCCACAUUCAAAAAGACUUUCAAGAACCUGCUGCUGUGCCAAUACAAGAACAUAGGCACAAGAUGAAAGGGGAGGAGGGGUGCUAAGGGGAGAAUGGAGGUUGUGGAAAAAGAAGGGAGGAGAGAGGGUAAGAAGGAGACGAUGGAUGGAGGCAUUUCAAAGAAGGGCUCCUGAAGACAUUUGCAGGGUGCAGAUAGGAAUGACAUGCUUUCAUCAUAUUUGCUCUGAGGGAGCAUGUGAGAGAAUAUUUAUUACUGAUGAGCUGAUGGAAAAAAUAUGUCUAGAAAAAAACUAUACUAAUUAAUGGCUGUAAAACAACUAAGGGAGGGGGGGAAACAUGGCCAGUGGUUCUGAAAGAAGAAAAGGUUCUGAACAGAUUAGGAUAAAUUAAUUCAGUGAUUAAAGAAAUUGGAUGUAAUAUAAUUAUGAUUGUCAGUGUAUGUAUUGUGUGCAGGGAUUGAAUGACUGCUAAACAUUGAAACUAUACAGAUGCAUAAAUUGUAUACUACUUUGAUGAAUACAGGGAUUGUUGUGGUGUUGAUACUCUCAAUGAUUCAUCACUUGAACUGAAUAUUUACCUUCAUAAAAAAAGUGAUCACUCAAAACCUUCAGGAUUUGUGUCCAAAUGUCACAUUUGUAAAGAGGAGGGAAGCACAAUCCCAAAGACCCAACCACGUUUUGCAUGGGGAUUCAAAUACUUCACUCAAUGAAAUACAAAUAAAUAAAAAAUAUUUUUAAUGUAUUUUUUUCAAGAUUUAGUUGAUAUUUCAUUUUUCUGUCUCAAAAUAAACCAAUCGUAAACAUAUUGACUGUUCAUGUCAUUUAAGAUGCUAAACUUAAAAAAAUGCAGGGGAUGAAAUAACAAGUUCCCAAACUGUAUAUAGUUAUGUAACAAGUUACACACCUUAGCUUUCAUUACAUCACAUGUAUAGCACACACGUUGUACAUUUUCUACUUUAUAGGAAGUAUACUUUAAUUUACUUUAAUAUGGCAUGUGGUAAUAUGGCUACAGCCAUUAACUAUUGUUGAUAAUAUAACAUUCCACUGUAUUGUAUUCAUGCAAACAAAGCACUGACAAGUCUACAGAUAGUACUGAGCAGAGUUUGAUUUUACCUGAUAGUUUAACCAUAAUAAUAUACAUUUACAGUCAGUGUUUCUCAUGGACAACAUAGUUUGCUAACUCUGUCUAAUGUAACUAAAAUACAUAAUAAUAAUAAAUGUUUUUAUGUAAUGACAAUACCAAAUACAGUACCAAUAGUUUACCAUUCAUAUUACUGUGACUAAAAUUAAUAAUUAAAUUCAUAUAUACCAAAGACAUUAGUCAAAAUUCUGAGGGUAAAACGUUUUUAAAUCGAUCCAUUUUAAGGUAGAAGAAACAGUUGAAAAAAGUUUAACUGACUUUUAACAUCCUGUUUGUGUUUUUUAUGUCCUGUACUGAGUGAGUGAAAAAAUUGCUUUUUUACAAAACACUUAAAUCAUUAUCCUAUGUCAAAGCAUACUGGUUUUGAUUAUUGAAUUGCAGGAUUCCCCUCUACCAUCCCUUUAAAAUCAUUUUAAAUACAUUAUUUUAUCAAACAAUAUUAUGAACCCCAACAAGCCAAUAGUUGGAUUCCAUCGUAGGCACUUGUACUUUUUCCAGGGCCAGAACAUGAUUAUAUCUGAUGUUAUGCAUGUAUGUUUCUAAGUAUCAAGACAAAGGUUUUUUUUUCCUGGAAGUGAAGCAUGUUUUGCUGAAUCUGUCUCAGUACAUGGCCAUUGAGGCAUUGUGAAUUGUGCUCGUCCUUAUCACAAUAAAAAUCCCAACUACAUUGAUAAAGUUGAGGCAGAAACCAAAAACAGGAAAACAUUUUUUACUAUUGAUAAACAAGUUAUUUGAUGGGUACAUUCUAUGUAUUUGAAUUGUAUAUGUGUCUCUAUUCAGGUCAAUUUGAAGUGGAACAAUAUAAUGUAUGUGUAAUGUUUAUUUAAUUUUAUUUUGGACAUAUAUACUGUAUGCAAUGUAAUUUCUCUGUAUUUAAAAUCCUAUUUAGAUAGAGCUGAGUUCCCAAGAGCUAUUGUAGGGUAUUAUUCUUUAGGGGUAAAUCUAUCAUUAACUGGGAGUAUAGGCAAAAAAACUAAUGCUAUCUAUUUUACCUUAAGAAAAAUAAAAAUAAUUAAUCAUUUGUUUUAUGCGGAUAAUCAAUUUAUUUUUUAAACCCUUUUUUGCAGCUUUUGGGAAAACAACUUUUGAUGACAUGUCUGUAACAGAUUUUUAUUGCAUUUGUACAUUUUGUUUUUGUAAAGAUUUUCAACACAUUAUGCAUACUGUUCUCUGUAAAUACAAAAUAUUAGGUUAAGUUAUAAGUAUGUACAAGAUUGAAUUUUACAAUGUUAAUAAACAUCCUACUAAUGCACAACUGCACACAGCGUUUU
Molecule: messenger RNA, 4461 nt
Organism: Entelurus aequoreus (snake pipefish)
Lineage: Eukaryota; Metazoa; Chordata; Actinopteri; Syngnathiformes; Syngnathidae
Gene: chrm4a
Product: cholinergic receptor, muscarinic 4a
Exons: 8
Coding region: 694-2115 (473 amino acids)
Biological process (GO): G protein-coupled receptor signaling pathway, coupled to cyclic nucleotide second messenger; chemical synaptic transmission; adenylate cyclase-inhibiting G protein-coupled acetylcholine receptor signaling pathway
Cellular component (GO): synapse; plasma membrane; dendrite
Molecular function (GO): G protein-coupled acetylcholine receptor activity; G protein-coupled serotonin receptor activity
Source: RefSeq, a predicted model, not a curated record